This is a messenger RNA of Eimeria necatrix, 906 nucleotides long. RefSeq lists its product as hypothetical. The record is from RefSeq and is a predicted model, not a curated record. Lineage: Eukaryota; Apicomplexa; Conoidasida; Eucoccidiorida; Eimeriidae. The transcript has a single exon. Bases 1 to 906 code for a protein of 301 amino acids.
AUGGAUUUUUAUUUAUUUUCUUUUUCGCUUUUGCUUCUGGUUUUGAGGUGUAUAGACACCCUGGCGCUCAGGCCCUCCUCCAAAAACAAAAUAAAAAACCAAGACACACUUUCGCUGGGGGAACUGCUGCUGCAGCAGCAGCAGCAGCAGCAGCAGCAGCAGCAGCAGCAGGCCGAAGCAGAAGCAGAUACGCAGCAGCACCAUGCAGCAGCAGCAGCAGAGAAGCAGCAGCAGCAGCAGCAGCAGCUGGUUGGGGCACUUCCUCCAGCAGCAGCAGCAGUGUCUACUGUAGAGGUCCUGAAUGCAGCAAACCAGGACUUGCUUCCUGCUGCUGCUGCUGCUUCAGAGCAAGAGGAGCAGCAGCUGCAGCAGCUGCAGCAGCAGCAGCUGCAGCGGCUGCAGCAGGAUGUGCUGCUGCCUGCCGCAGCUGCUGCCGAGCUGGGGGAGCAGCAGCUGCAGGAGCUGCAGCGGCUAGAGCAGCUGCAGCAGCAGCAGCAGCACGACUUGCUGCUGCUGCCUGCUGCUGCUGAGGAGCAGCAGCAGCAAAUGCUGCUGCUGCUGCCGGCCGAAGGCGGCGCCAUCUCCGUGCCCCUGGAGCAGCAGCAGCAGCAGCAGCAGCAGCAGCAGCAGCACGCACACUGCCUCCUUCUCGGGGACUUUGGUGUCUCCUGUUUGCUGCAGCAGCAGCAGCUAAAUCAAAUUUUAAUUAUUUUAAUUGCUUUUGUUUCUUUCAUUUCCUUUUCCAUUUUGGUGCUCUGCUGCUCUGCAGCAAAAACAAAAAAGCAAAAACACCGCAGCAGCAGCAGCAGCAGCAGCAGCAGCAGCAGCAGCAGCAGCAGCAGCAGCAAGCAGCAAAAGGAGAGAGAAGAGACUCUCCGCAAGAAGCUGCUCAAACUCAGACCCUAA